GAUAUAUUUCUGUCGCAAAGUAUCAUUUCCUUCGCAUAGAAGCAGAAAACCGAUAUAUACAAAUUCGUGAUCAUCACGCGCCUCCCUCUCUCUCUCUACUCUCUCUAUAUUCCCAUUUCUGCACUUACGCUGUGUCUCAGCUUUCAGGCUCACACAGGUUUUCUCUUCUCCUUUCUCUGCAACUACUUGAUCUUUCCCAUUUGUUUGCCGAGAAAUACAUACGAAAGGACGAGGAAACUCAGGGCUAGGUUUUCACUUUCUAUUUCCUUCUCUCUCUCUCUCUCUCUCUCUCUCUCUUUUCUGCAAGCAAACGGAUUUUUAGGCUCUAAUAAAUAUCUGCUUUGACGACUUGUACGAUUCAAAUCUCUGAUUUCUAGGUCCUCUUAGGAUCUCCGCUGUCAAUUCGAGUUCGUUUAUCUUCAGAUUCACCAAGUGGAGGCGAGGCAUUUCUGAGUCAUUGAAAAUAUGGUUUCCUUUGAGAUGAAUGACCGCAAGAAGAUUGGACUAGGGUUGACAGGAUUUGGCAUAUUUUUCUCAUUCCUGGGAAUCAUCUUCUUCUUUGACAAGGGAUUACUUGCCAUGGGAAAUAUACUCUUCUUCUCAGGGGUGACUCUCACCAUUGGACUGAAGUCUUCCAUGCAGUUCUUCAUGAAACGCCAAAAUUUUAAGGGAACAAUUUCUUUUGGUGUUGGCUUCUUGUUGGUUGUCAUAGGAUGGCCUAUUUUGGGCAUGAUUUUGGAGGCAUAUGGAUUCAUUGUACUCUUCAGUGGCUUCUGGCCAACACUGGCGGUUUUUCUGCAAAAGAUACCUAUUCUUGGUUGGUUGUUCCAACAGCCAUAUAUCAGAUCGUUCUUUGACCGGUAUCGGGGCAGACGGGUGCCUGUAUGAGGCAGAAAAAGACGUUUGAGGAAAGAUGCAGACAGACCCAGUUGCGGGGCGAAAGAAAAGUUCUUUCUUCAAACACCAUGGGAAACGAAAGUGAAAGGCCCAAUGUGUAUGCCAUGGUCUUUUACAUGAAGGUUCCUAACUGUUACCCCUAUCAGUUUCAAGCGCUAUUAUAAGUAUUUGGGCAAUGUUUAUGCGUGGUUCAAUCUUAAAAUGCCUAGUGCCCAGGAAAGAUUGGCAAUAGUGUAAUUAUACAUUGAACUUGUGUCCACCAUGAAAGGUUGGAGGAGAUAUGUGGUAACUCGUACUAUGGUUGGAAACAAUUCUUUUAAGCAUGCAGAAGCAGGAUGACUGAUGCUUCUGUCACGAGGCUAUAAAAAGUAACAAGGAAAGAGGAAAAUCUUGUGGACUGAUCCAACACAAGCAACUAUGUGAUAACAUUUAUUCAAAAUCUGGUGAAUGUAGAAGCAAAUAAUUAAG
Corylus avellana is the source of this 1365-nucleotide messenger RNA. Its product is annotated as vesicle transport protein GOT1. The record is from RefSeq and is a predicted model, not a curated record. Lineage: Eukaryota; Viridiplantae; Streptophyta; Magnoliopsida; Fagales; Betulaceae. Gene Ontology annotation, biological process: endoplasmic reticulum to Golgi vesicle-mediated transport; retrograde transport, endosome to Golgi.